This is a messenger RNA of Lasiosphaeria miniovina, 729 nucleotides long. RefSeq lists its product as uncharacterized. The record is from RefSeq and is a predicted model, not a curated record. The transcript is spliced from 2 exons. Bases 75 to 698 code for a protein of 207 amino acids. NCBI's taxonomy places the organism in Eukaryota, Fungi, Ascomycota, Sordariomycetes, Sordariales, Lasiosphaeriaceae.
GGGUUGGCCACUGCAAAAGGACAUGGGGUCAUCCGCAAUGACCUGACCUACGGUAGGGUAGUGGAGGUACUUGGAUGGCCCAGCUUGAUGUAACGAAACGAAGGUUCCUUGAUCGCGAUCGAUCAGCGCCGUCUCCCCACCGAGCCAAGUUCUGCCCCGGAUCGAGGGCGCUGUGUGGAUCCAACCAGAAUCCGACCGAAAACACCAGCAGCUACCACAACGCACCUGCCCUGCCUAACAAACCACACUCUUUUCCUGCUGGCUUUCCCAAUCCAAUCCAGUGCGGACAUGGCGCCCCCCUCAAGUGGCAGGCAAAUGGCACGGCUUUGUGGGCUCUAGGGAGGGAGCAGUGCCCCCUCUCUCCACGCUUCGCUAUAGAGGCGGGAGUCUCACCAAGUUCCCGUAUCACCUACCUCGGGCAGCCCACAGAAAACCCCGGGAGCUGGAGCUGGAGCUCGCUAGACCUAGGCAAGAGCUUGCAGUGCCCUAGCUCAACCUUCUUCGCAGGCAGCCACCGCGCGGGGCCAUUAUACUUUGUGGUUUUCUUGGGUCUUCUCAGGUCGGGGGCGUUAGCAUCCCGCUCAACAAGGCGUCUUGCUGUGGCGCCUGCCCUAGCUGCAUGCCGCGAUCGACAUCCCGCUGCCCUGUACGCCGUCCCUGGCGCAUAUAUUCCGCUUCCUCCCAACCCCGGGACAUAGUCGAGUCAUCAUCAGCUAUCGGUCGCCUUGA